Molecule: messenger RNA, 288 nt
Organism: Pieris macdunnoughi
Lineage: Eukaryota; Metazoa; Arthropoda; Insecta; Lepidoptera; Pieridae
Source: the annotation of a GenBank genome assembly
AUGUCGGAUAUUUUCCACAAGAGUUGUUACACAACCCGAACUACUGGUUACAAAUAUCGUACAUUAUCAACAAACACAGGAGAAAAAGCCUCCAAAGAAAAUAAAGAGACUAAUGUGUUCGACAGAAAAUUCAAGGAACUUAAAAAUGCAAUAACUUCGCGGAUAAAUAAAGAAGUGGAUGACACACAGACGGCCCGUAUUAAAAUAGAUGAGAAAUUUGAUAAGGUCAAUUCAAAGAUAAAUACGAUGCUAGAUUUGAAAGACACUAUCACGAUGCUUCGCCAAUGA